This is a messenger RNA of Nematocida parisii ERTm1, 1055 nucleotides long. RefSeq lists its product as uncharacterized. Bases 1 to 963 code for a protein of 320 amino acids. The record is from RefSeq and is a predicted model, not a curated record. The transcript has a single exon. NCBI's taxonomy places the organism in Eukaryota, Fungi, Microsporidia.
AUGUAUUCUCCACCCACCCCAGAAGAGAUUAAUGAAAGACAGGAUCUGUUCAGGCAGUUUCUAGAAGGACACCCAGAGCCAGUGAUUGAAGGCCCAAAGAAAGAAGCAAUUGAGAAAGUUUUUUUCUUCAAUGACCAGCAGUUCAGCGAAGUGUGUGAAGACCUAAAGGAAGAAAUAUUAAGAAGAAAAAACAAUGGAACCAUUGAGUUCAUUCCAAAGUAUUCCCUAAAAAGAAACACCAUUAGAGAGCAGAUUUCACUGCUUGAAGAGGAAGAAUUAAAGUCCUUAGUAGAAGACACAUACCUAGUGCUUAAACAUAAGAACGCAAAAUCCCCAGAAGAUGAGCUGCCCUGUCUAAAUUCACUCGUCCAGAGUCUGGAAGAAAUCAUAGGAAAAAAUACCAGCACAUAUAAAGGAACGGUUAACAACCAGAACUCACCAUCCGCGAUAAUCAUUGCUGUGGAAAAGCUAAGAAAAGAUCUGGAAAUAGAGGCGGCGGCAGAAGGAAAGAUAGAAAUACUUUUGAACAUGAUUGAUAAGCAGACUUCUGACCUAGCCACACAAGAGCUACUGGACUCUGCACACGCACAGUUGAAAAUUAUUAAAACCCAAAAACAAGCUAUGGCAACAGAAAUUCUUACGCUUAAAAAUGAGAUUAACGACAUGCACAUUGAAAGAGACAUGGAAACCGAAACCACUGCGUAUGAAGACACUGUGGAUAGUGUAGUAGAAAGGAUUACCUCGCACUUCUACGAGAUAGAGUAUAUUCUAUCUAAUAACGGAGGUGCAGGCCUCUCUAAAUGCCUUGAUCUUUUGAACAAAGAAAGAGAAACACUUUUAACUCUGUCAUCUACGAAAGAGAUUAAAGAUCUGGGUAACAUACCAAAAACACUAUCUGAAAAGGAUCUACUGCCAAAGAUAGCAGAGUACUAUUCUGCAGUUUUAACACUCUUCCCUAAUUAAUACGCUAAUACCCAAACUAAACAGCUAAAUAUUAGAGAAUACGCCAUCUUAGGCUUACAACGAUUCAAAAAAGAAUUUUCUCUGCUCGCUGG